Molecule: messenger RNA, 624 nt
Organism: Euleptes europaea (tarantolino)
Lineage: Eukaryota; Metazoa; Chordata; Lepidosauria; Squamata; Sphaerodactylidae
Gene: THEM6
Product: thioesterase superfamily member 6
Exons: 2
Coding region: 1-624 (207 amino acids)
Source: RefSeq, a predicted model, not a curated record
AUGGAGCCGCUUGCCCUGGCUUUAGGGGCCGUGGCGGCUUUGUUCGCCUCCGUAGACGUCUGGUACCUGCUGAGGAUGCCCUUGGCCAUGCUGUACGCCAGGUGGUUGCUGCCCACCGUGUGGGACUUGCUGGAGGAGCAGAGCUUCCAGGGCCUGGUGCUGCCUUCGGACCUGGACUGCUUGCUGCACAUGAACAAUGCGCGCUACCUGCGGGAGGCCGACGUGGCCCGGUGCGUGCACAUGGCCCGCUGCGGGCUCUUCCGGGCCGUGCGGGCCCUGGGGGCUCACACGGUGCUGGCCGCCUCUUGCUGCCGCUACCGGCGCUCUUUGCGCCUCUUGGAGCGCUUCGCCGUCCGCACUCGCCUCCUGGGCUGGGACGAGCGGGCCUUUUUCUUGGAGCAGCGCUUCGUCAGCGCCCGGGACGGCUUCGUCUGCGCCGUGGUGCUCGUCCGGCAGCACGUGGUGGGCGCCAGCCCGGACAAGGCCGUUUCGCAUCUGUGCCGGAGAAAGGUAGAGUCACCAGAGCUUCCUGAAGAGGUCAAGCACUGGCUUAAAUACAAUGAAGCCAGCAGCCAGAGAUUGAGAGCGGAGAGCAACAUGCAGAAGAACAGCAAAGACCAGUAG